AUGCUCGACCCCAUGCUCGGGAAACAGCACGCAAUAUUGCGGUGGCGCCGAUCGCUUGUCGCUCUACGUAGCGAAGAACCUGGAGUCGACCGAGCCGUGCGGUCCCCCCGUCAUCUCAUCGUCAAGCAUCCAAUCAUCUACGCCAACCCCGCCGUCGUCUUCUAUGCCGUUUUCAAGUUCGACCUUGAGCACCUCGUCGCCCACUCCUACCUCUUCAUCUUCCAGCAUCCCGUCACCCUCAAGCAAAACCACCUCCUCCCUCACACCUUCCCCCACCUCCUCAAAGCCCUCCUCAUCUUCCAUUUACACGCAUACCACAACGUCCAAAUGCCUAGGAUACUACUGCCCCAAAACCACCACGAAAACCUCAUCCCCAAUUCCAACGAAAAAAACCACCUCAACCUCGUGCAAGACAACGCUAAAGUCGACUCUAAAACCUAG
This is a messenger RNA of Didymosphaeria variabile, 441 nucleotides long. RefSeq lists its product as uncharacterized. The record is from RefSeq and is a predicted model, not a curated record. The coding region runs from base 1 to 441 and encodes 146 amino acids. NCBI's taxonomy places the organism in Eukaryota, Fungi, Ascomycota, Dothideomycetes, Pleosporales, Didymosphaeriaceae. The transcript has a single exon.